AUGGGCUUUCCUAACAUUAAAGCGUACUACCAUUCUGCCAUCCUCACGAAUGUAAUUAGGUGGUACAUGGUUCCAUCCUGGCUUCACACCAUAUUCCCAACCUCGCCGGACUUGUGCUGGCGAUGUCACACUACUAAAGGUACCAUGUUGCACAUGUGGUGGACUUGUGAGAGAGUGAAUUCCCUAUGGAAAGUCACAGCUACACUGAUUAAAAAAGUCACGGACCUCCAAAUCACGCAUGACCCCAAAACAAUACUACUCCGUUCAUUACCAGAUAACACCCCCAAGCCGAUCCAGAAAAUUAUAUACCUCAUGCUAAGCACAGUGUCCAUAUUAAUAGCCAGAAAGUGGAAGACAACUGAAUUGCCCUCGCCCCGAGAAAUUGAAAACGUGAUGACCUCAACGGAAGAAUAUGAACUGUUAAUGUGGAACCAGGCGAAAAUUGGGAAAAUCAGCCCCCACACUGCCACGAUGUGGCGGAACUACCUAAAACAAGCCAACACAGAACCAACUUAG
Molecule: messenger RNA, 516 nt
Organism: Pelobates cultripes (western spadefoot toad)
Lineage: Eukaryota; Metazoa; Chordata; Amphibia; Anura; Pelobatidae
Source: the annotation of a GenBank genome assembly